AUGGGUAACACAGAGAGUAAUGUAACUAGUGGUGUAAAGAAGCAAGCGGGAACGUCGGAGCAAAAGUUGUAUAAGCUUGUCGACGUGAAAGGUGGAGGACUUUUGGUAGAUAUGAUGAAAAGAGCUGUCCAGAAUAAACAAUAUGCUGAAAUCGAUCACGCCAUUAAGACCAAAGUAGAACCAUUUCUGUACAAUAAAGGUAAAGGACGCUAUUGUCCUAUAUCACAUAUCGUUCUGCUGAGAAACAAGGAAAGACCUAGACAUAAGCUGUUGCCACCUUUAAGAGGUAUGGAGAAUCCGGACGAAGAGUUUGACGUAGAAAAGGACUGGCCGGCGGUAACACAAGAAGAAUAUGAUGCAAAUCCUUCUGGCUAUAGAGAGCUUUGCUGGGAUUUAAAGGAGCGUGGAGCUGUUGGUGAAACAGUACUUCAUAUCUGCCUUUUGAAUGCCUCAUCUCUACAUUCUGACUUAGCGAAGAGACUACUGAGAUUCUAUCCUAAGCUGAUCAAUGAUGUGUACAUGAGCGAUGAAUAUUAUGGUGAGAGCGUGCUCCAUAUGACGAUAGUGAAUGAGGAUUUGACAAUGGUGAAGUUCUUGUUGGACGCGGGCGCGGAUUAUCACGAGCGGUGCUAUGGGAACUUCAUGUGUCCAGAAGACCAGAAGGCCUCGCGCUCCGACUCCUUCGACCACGAAUGGGUUAAUGUUCAACCUCACACCAACUACGAUGGUUACGUAUACUGGGGAGAGUAUCCACUUAGCUUCGCGGCUUGCCUGGGGCUCGAAGAAUGCUAUCGACUCAUCCUGGCAAGAGGAGCUGACCCUGACAAGCAGGAUACCAACGGCAAUACUGUUUUACACAUGCUUAUUAUAUACGACAAAAUGAGUACAUUCGACAUGGCGUACGAAGUAGGUGCGUCUCUAAGCAUCCGUAAUGUUUUAAACCUGACACCUCUAACCCUGGCCGCGAAGCUGGCUCGUAUAGAGCUGUUUGUGCACAUCCUGAACAUAGAGCGAGAGAUCUACUGGCAGAUAGGAGCCACUACAUGCGCUGCCUACCCUCUCGGUCUAGUCGACACUAUUGAUACCGAGACUGGAUUGAUUUGUAAAGAUUCAGCGCUUAAUUUAGUCGUGUUCGGUGAGAAAGACGAACACUUGGAGCUCCUUGAUGGAAUGCUGAUAGAUCUUUUGAAGACUAAAUGGAACACGUUCGUAAAGUUUCGUUUCUACCGUCGAUUUAUAUUCUUUACGUUCUACUUCUUGGUGUCUUUGGUUUGUUUUACUCUGCGACCGGGUCCGCCUGAGAGAACAUCCGUUAACUCCACUGUUUUAAACUCUACAGUUAACGUUAACUAUACAGAAGCUACCUCAGAUGUUGAGAAUUGUACGAUAAUAAAUGGCGGAGAGUUUGACUUAAGUGCUGUGGAAGUGUUGAAUAUUAGCAAGACCGGGCCUCGUUGCAGUCACUUCAAGAGUCAUCCGAAGGAUAAAGAUAAAAAACCUCGUCGGGAGAAUGAUAUGGAGGGUUGGUGGGAAGAUCUCACGGAAGAGUGUAGACUAAUGAAUCUUGAUAGUUGGCAAGCAAAAGUCAGAAUUUCCGGGGAAUUGCUGUUGUGGGUAGGAGCGUUGGCUUACAUCGGAGCCGCAUUACGUGAAGCAAGGUUCUUAGGAUUGAAGAUGUUUUUUGAAAAUCUAAGCACAGUUCCUUCAAGGGUUAUGUUUUUGUUCUCCUGUCUAUUAAUGCUAGCGUUGCCAACAAUGAGACUCUGGUGUGCUGAUGAGGAAGAGGAUCACGUCGCUGUUAUCAUCAUGCUCACCACAGCUCCCUAUUUCUUGUUCUUUUGUAGGGGUUUCAAAACCGUCGGCCCUUUCGUUGUGAUGAUCUAUCGCAUGGUGAUGGGAGAUCUUUUGCGUUUUGUUUGCAUAUACCUUGUAUUCGUUAUGGGAUUUUCACAAGCAUACUAUGUAAUAUUCUUAUCAUUCGAUAAUCCUAACACACCGGAGGGAGUGGAUGACUCGGUCUCAAACCCCAUGCCCUCGCCGAUGGAGAGCAUAAUGGCGAUGUUCCUCAUGUCGUUGACGUCAUUCUCGGACUAUUACAGCGCAUUUGAACAUACGGAUCAUGAGAUUGAAGCAAAGUUCCUGUUCGUGGUAUAUAUGAUAAUAGUAGCGAUUCUCCUGGUCAACAUGUUGAUAGCCAUGAUGGGAAAUACCUAUCAGAAGAUAGCAGAGACACGUAACGAAUGGCAGCGGCAAUGGGCGAGGAUUGUGCUCGUCGUGGAGCGGGGAGUACCCCCGGCGCAGAGGCUAAAGCAACUGUUGACGUACAGCCAGCCGAUGGCCAACGGAAAGAGGGCGUUAGUGUUGCGAAUAAAUCAAAAGGAUGAAGACAAGGAAGAGAUGAAGGAAAUCUUAGAGAUGAAGCGAACACACGACCGCAUCGUGGCAAAGCGGAAACAACGCGAGGCGGAAAUGAAGGGGAUGAAAGGACGUCCGCCGCCGGAACCCGUCAAAGAUUAUCCUAUUAAAAAAUAA
Molecule: messenger RNA, 2532 nt
Organism: Papilio polytes (common Mormon)
Lineage: Eukaryota; Metazoa; Arthropoda; Insecta; Lepidoptera; Papilionidae
Gene: nan
Product: transient receptor potential cation channel subfamily V member 5
Exons: 16
Coding region: 1-2532 (843 amino acids)
Biological process (GO): calcium ion import across plasma membrane
Cellular component (GO): membrane
Molecular function (GO): calcium channel activity; protein binding
Source: RefSeq, a predicted model, not a curated record